Messenger RNA from Helianthus annuus (common sunflower), 987 nucleotides. Its product is annotated as expansin-A7. The coding region runs from base 15 to 824 and encodes 269 amino acids. The record is from RefSeq and is a predicted model, not a curated record. Lineage: Eukaryota; Viridiplantae; Streptophyta; Magnoliopsida; Asterales; Asteraceae. The transcript has 3 exons. Gene Ontology annotation, biological process: plant-type cell wall organization. Gene Ontology annotation, cellular component: extracellular region.
AUAAGCACAAAACAAUGGCUUCAUUCCAACGUUCAACAAUGUUUUGCCUCUUCUUUAUGAUCACAAUAUUCAUCCCGUUUGGAUCGGUCUUAGCUGGAGCUGCGUAUGCGGUCCCUCGUGCACCUACUGUGUACCGCCCGAGUCCAUGGACUCUCGCCCAUGCCACGUUUUAUGGAGACGAGUCCGCCUCUUCAACCAUGGGAGGUGCAUGUGGAUAUGGAAACUUGAUGACUAACGGAUAUGGCACGAACACAGCCGCACUGAGCUCGACAAUGUUUAACAACGGUUAUGCAUGCGGGCAAUGUUAUCAAAUGCGGUGUGUGCAAUCUCCAUGGUGCUCGAAAGGCAUUGCCACGGUCACCGCCACCAACCUCUGCCCUCCAAACUGGUCUCAGGAUUCUAACAACGGUGGAUGGUGCAACCCGCCUAGGACCCAUUUCGACAUGGCCAAACCCGCUUUUAUGCAAAUAGCCCAAUGGAAAGCCGGCAUUGUCCCCGUCAUGUAUCGUAGGGUGCCUUGUGUGAGGAAAGGUGGUCUUAGAUUUUCUUUCCAAGGAAAUGGCUACUGGUUGCUAGUCUAUGUAAUGAACGUUGGUGGCGCGGGUGACAUCAAGAGCAUGUGGGUUAAGGGAACCAAGACGGCUUGGAUAAGCAUGAGCCAUAACUGGGGAGCAUCGUAUCAAGCUUUUGCAACACUUCGUGGUCAAGCAUUGUCGUUUAGGCUAACCUCGUACACAACCAAGCAGACCAUAACGGCUUACAAUGUCGCCCCGGCUAAUUGGAACGUCGGGUUGACUUACCAAGCCAAUGUUAACUUUCACUAAUCAGUCGACAUCAAUGUGGUGUUGAUUUUUGCCAAAAUAGAAUUUGUGGCAUGUAUUUUUCACAUUUUAAGUUGUAUAACUUUUGUUGUUGAUUGUGAUACGUAUGAACUUGUUUAAGAACGACUAAUUAUGAGAAAACUUUGACUUGCUUUGGUUUAUUGUA